Messenger RNA from Lasiosphaeria miniovina, 504 nucleotides. RefSeq lists its product as uncharacterized. Bases 1 to 504 code for a protein of 167 amino acids. The transcript has 4 exons. NCBI's taxonomy places the organism in Eukaryota, Fungi, Ascomycota, Sordariomycetes, Sordariales, Lasiosphaeriaceae. The record is from RefSeq and is a predicted model, not a curated record.
AUGGCAGCAGGGGUCUGUCGGGUUAGACUUUCUCUGUGCAGGGCAGCCACCUUCGCGGUCGGUCGCGUCGCCCUGCCCCUCAUGCUGCCCCUCAAUGAUCCAUCCCAGCAGAUCUCCAGGUCCGGUCUGCGACUCAAAACGGUACAAAAGGCGCCCAGGCCGUAUCAGCGCUGGGCUGUCUCACAUGUGGCCGCUGGAAGCAUCGAACGCGCCCAUCCCUCCGAUGACGCUUCAACUAGCUCCGGGUCCAUCCACUGCGUGCAGUUGGCGAUGGGGGAUCUACCGUAUUACAUAAGUGGAGGUGGUAUUUUCAGCGCAAAACGCCUUGUCAGCCUGUCCAUCCCCCCACUGCCAAUGACACUCGACGGCUUCCGCAACAAGGGAAGGUCGCCAUUCCUCAGUCCCCAUGUCCUGGAAAGCUGGCAAAAGCAAAUGGGACCCCAGUCGAGCUUCGGUCCUGAGAAAAUUACUGUUCUGUCGGCGCGCGCCAAACCCGGCCGCUAG